Messenger RNA from Thermothielavioides terrestris NRRL 8126, 1771 nucleotides. RefSeq lists its product as uncharacterized. The transcript has 3 exons. The record is from RefSeq and is a predicted model, not a curated record. Bases 157 to 1662 code for a protein of 501 amino acids. Gene Ontology annotation, cellular component: oligosaccharyltransferase complex; membrane. NCBI's taxonomy places the organism in Eukaryota, Fungi, Ascomycota, Sordariomycetes, Sordariales, Chaetomiaceae.
AGGCUGGCCAGCUGCCGUCGGAAGGCCACCGUGACGGGUCCAGAAGGGUGCUUCGACGGCCAAGCCUGGCAUCUCCGUCGCUCGUUGCCGGCACCCGAUCUUCUCAAUUGGUGGACGCAGCAGGUUAAUGAGCGCCUUGCCGUCUUCUCACCCAAGAUGAAGACGACGGCAGUCUUCUCGGCCUUUGUGUCGCUGCUGUCGUUCGCUUCCGCAGCAGGCGCGAGCUCCAAGAAGAGCAGCGCCAGCUCCGACUCCAGCUCCACCAGCACCACACUGCCGGCCACCUUCAAGCCGCCCCAGGUCUUCAAGAACGCCAACCUGGUCCACGUCAUCUCGCUCGAGAAGAACUAUGUCAAGGAGAACAUCAAUGUGCUCGUGGAGAACAUCGACAAGGCGCCGCAGGAUGAAUACUUCGUGCCGUUCACGGCCGACCAGAUGUCGCGCCUCGGCGGGGUGGAGGUGAAGGAUCGCAAGGACGCCAGCGCCGGGCCAUUCGUUGCCGAACCUGUCGAAUUUGACCAGGAAAGUGACAUCCAGUACCUCCGCAUCCGCCUGCCCAAGCCCCUUGCGCCCGGCGCGCAGCAGACUCUCGGCAUCAGCUACUACCUCCUCAAGGCGUACAAGCCGCUCCCCGCCUCCAUCAAGCAGGAAGAGCAGCAGUACCUGACCUUCUCCUUCUCGGCAUACUGCUCCUCGGCCUACACGACGACCAAGCAGAAGACCGAGGUCAAGUUCCCGUCCGGCAACAUUCCCGACUACACCAAGCUGCCCGGAAGCGGCGACGUCUCCGAGUUCCCGCAGAAGCAGGGAUCCAAGCUGAUAUACGGCCCAUUCGACGAGAAGCCCGCGGGUGCCGCGCAGCCCGUCAGCGUCCGGUUCGAGUUCACCAAGCCCGUGACCCACGUCUCCCGCCUGGAGCGGGACAUCGAGGUCAGCCACUGGGGCGGCAACGUCGCCUUCGAGGAGCGCUACACGCUGUACCACCGGGGCGCCAACCUUUCCUCACUCUUCAACCGCGUCAAGUGGCAGCAGGCGCAGUACUACCACCCGACGACGUUUGCGCUCAAGGAGUUGAAGUUCCCGCUGCGCGUCGGCAGCGUGGACGCGUACUACACCGACGUGAUUGGCAAUGUCUCGACCUCGCACUUCCGCACCAACAAGCGCGAGGCGCUGCUCGAGAUCAAGCCCCGCUACCCGGUGUUUGGCGGGUGGAAGUUCCCCUUCACGAUCGGCUGGAACUCAGACGCCAAGAAUUUCCUGCGCAAGACCGCCACGGGCGGCUUCGUCCUGAACGUCCCCUUCCUCGAGGGCCCCCGGCAGCCGGAGGGCGUCGAGUACGAGCAGGUGCAGCUCCGGGUUAUCCUCCCGGAAGGCGCUGAAAACGUCAGGUACCACACCUCGAUCCCGCCCUCGUCCAUCACCGAGGCCGGCAUCGAGAUCCACAAGACCUUCCUCGACACGCUCGGCCGCACGGCGCUCGUCAUCAGGGCGCGCAACCUGGUGGACGACUUCAGGGACCGCGACCUGGUCGUGGCAUACGACUACCCGCUGCUGGCGAGCCUGCGCAAGCCGCUGGUCGUGUUUGCCAGCGCCGUGGCCGUGUUUGUCGUCGCGUGGAUCGUGGGCAACGUGGAGCUCAAGUUCGACUCUCCGAAGAAAUAGAGGCGGGCCGGGGGUAAGGGGUUUUCUCUAUAGGAAAAGGGAUAAUAUAAAAUGGCUGGGCUUUUUCCGAUUGUUUCAUGUACAUUUUGUCUGUGGAAUGUCAGGUGGU